AAGUUUUGUUCUACUAAAAUGAUAUUCCACCUUCUAGUACUUGUUUCACUGGUGCAGUUUAGUCAAGCGGAAAAUUGUCCAGAUUGUGUAAAUUCUGGCAAAGUUUGGUGCAUCGAAACGGCUCAAUGUGGAGCAACAUCUUGCAACACUUCUAUAAAUCGUCCUCUGAAUUGUCCUACCAAUCCACAAUAUGGAUAUGACGAUGAAUUCAUGAGAUCUGAAAUAAUGGUUCUCGCAACAGCUGCACAAAAUGAAAAUCCUCAACUGUGUUUUGAUAAUCAACUGCCAACAAUGAAGCUGUAUCAAAUUCGAACUGUGAACUGUUCCACGAAAUACAGUGAUGUCACGUGUGUUGGCUACACUGCUUUUGAUACAAAGAGAAAAGUUAUUUCAAUUUCUUUUAAGGGAGCUCAUGGACAGGAUCAAAUUGAAGAAAUGAUGGAAGAUGGAAUGAAAUACGGUCUUCUACCAUACUACACUGUAACAAACGGAAAAAUAAUGAAGAUCCUUCAAGAUUAUUUCAUGUUACUCUGGAAUGAAGGAAUGCAACAAGACCUGCGACAUUUGAAAUAUAAAUAUCCAAGCUAUGAGUUAUGGGUCAAUGGGCACUCUCUUGGAGCUUCAUUAGCUUGGGCUGCUUCUGCAUGGAUUGCUAAUAUUGGUCUGUACAAGCCGGAUGACAUGAAAGUUGUUGUGAUGGGGGCUCCGAGAAUUGGAGACUAUAACUUUGCAGAUUGGCAUACCAAAACUUUCCCGUACAACUUCCACAUUCUUCAUCGAUCUGAUCCAGUUGCACAUCAAGAAACUUAUAUUCCUGUUACAAAUUCCACUCUGUUCUACCCUAAAACUGAAGUCUGGUACAACAACUACAUGCGUCAAGGGGAUCCUUUCCAAAUAUGCCAAGAAGCUGAUGGGCAUUACUGUAGUGGAACAUUGAAGCCGAAUGCAACACAAUAUAUUGAUCAUCUUUACUACUUCAAUAUUGAUUUACCGGGAUGGGGACAUGCAGGAUGCCCAAUGAAUAUUAGUGCAUUUGCACAACCAUGAAUAAUAUUAUUUCUGAACUUUAAUCCAAUGAAUCCCUCAACUCUUUUGAAGGCAGAAGCGUGAAGCGAUUUUUUCGGAAAAUUUACAGUUGCAGGUUUUGGAAUAAAUAUCUAAUUUUU
Caenorhabditis elegans is the source of this 1166-nucleotide messenger RNA. RefSeq names its product Fungal lipase-type domain-containing protein (gene C40H1.8). Gene Ontology annotation, biological process: lipid metabolic process. Bases 19 to 1047 code for a protein of 342 amino acids. The transcript is spliced from 7 exons. Lineage: Eukaryota; Metazoa; Nematoda; Chromadorea; Rhabditida; Rhabditidae. The record is from RefSeq and is marked reviewed.